Phoenix dactylifera (date palm) is the source of this 2156-nucleotide messenger RNA. Lineage: Eukaryota; Viridiplantae; Streptophyta; Magnoliopsida; Arecales; Arecaceae. The record is from RefSeq and is a predicted model, not a curated record.
CUAUUUUUUAAUUUCCAAUACUCUACUACCGCCUUCCCUCCAUAUCCGUCCGAACUAUAAUUUCCCUCCCUUCCCUCGUUGUCUCAACCCUCGUCCUUCCCUCCUCCCAUCUUCCCUCUUUUCCCGAAAUCCCUCGGACCCCGAUCGGAACACUAAUCCCCCGUCCUCCCGCCACCGAUCCCCCGCCGGACGGAUCGAACGCCUCGAUAUCUCCUCCCGAUCCCCGCCGCCCGGGAUCCGGCUGUUGGAGCCGACCAGAACGAGGCUUUUGGCUCCGGAUCUGGUCUCCUUCUCCAAUCUUGCUCGAGAUCGACGUAUUGUUUAUUCAAUUUCGUCGGAUUAUAUGUCCGGCGGCCGAGCGGAGGCGAAAUGCUCGGGUCAGCCAUCGGGGCAGAUCUUCCAGCCGAUCAAGAGGCCAAGCUUUGUGUCGCCCGAUGAGUACCACCGGUUCUCCUCCACUGGAGGCCGGCCGGCCACCGGUGAGGUGGCCGAGGCCGCCGUUGUCAAGACUCCAUUGAAGCAAAAGCUAAAACAAGAAAACACUGAAGCUGCUAAAUCAAGCGAGUGGACAACCAGCCCAGGAUGUGCUGAAAUGAUUAUCAGACCCCUUCAAACACCUGUCUCGGCAAAAGGAGGUAGAGCCUGUGGUAGGCUCAAGGUUGCAAAGUACAAUAAGUCGGGACCUCAAACACUUGUGUCAAAUGCAGGUUACCCUUCUGGUAAUCCUGUCACACCUGUUGGUACUUGCCGCUAUGACAACUCUUUAGGACUCCUAACAAAAAAGUUCAUCAAUUUGCUUAAACGUGCACAGGAUGGCAUCCUUGAUUUGAAUAAGGCUGCAGAAACUUUGGAGGUGCAAAAGCGGCGGAUAUAUGACAUUACAAAUGUCCUCGAGGGAAUUGGUCUCAUAGAGAAGAAACUCAAGAACAGAAUAUGUUGGAAGGGACUUGAUGACUCGAGGCCAGCAGAGAUUGACGAUGCUGUUUCAAGUUUACAGGUAGAAGUUGAAAGUCUUUCAAUGAAAGAUCACAACUUAGAAAAUUAUAUAAGUGAAAUGCAACAAAAGCUAAGGGAUUUUUGUGAAGAUGAAAACAAUCAGAACAGGUGGCUAUAUGUGACUGAAGAUGACAUCAAGGGCAUACCCUGCUUUAAGAAUGAAACACUAAUCGCAAUUAAAGCACCCCAUGGCACUACUCUAGAAGUCCCAGAUCCUGAUGAGGCUGUUGACUAUCCCCUGAGAAGAUAUAGAAUUGUUUUGAGAAGUACCAUGGGCCCAAUAGAUGUUUAUCUUGUUAGUCAAUUUGAGGAGAAGUUUGAGGAGUUGAGUGGCAUGGUGGUACCUCCAAGCCUGCCACCUAUAUCAAAUUCCAGGCCUGCUGAGACUGCAGCAUCCACGACAGUAACAGAAGGGUGCAGAGGAAAGGUGCUUGAGGUUCAAGAUCCUCGGAGGAUGUGUACAUAUCUCAAUUCUUCUCAGGACCUUGUUGGCGGGAUGAUGAAGAUUGUUCCUUCAGAUGUUGAUAUUGAUGCUGAUUACUGGCUUCUAUCAGAUGCUGAUGUCAGUAUAACAGAUAUGUGGGGAACAUCUCCCGAAGUUCCAUGGGAUUUGGGGGGCAGGUUUGAUGCCAACUUCAUGCUGGGUAGCACCAGCAUCCCUUGGCCUCAAACUCCAUCAUCUAGUGUUGCUGAAGUUCUUCCCAGCGGUAACUCCACUCAGAGAUGAAUACAGGAUUGGUGGAAAAUCUAGCAAUAGAGUGCAGGAUAGGCUACUGGGACAGCUGUUUGUGAAGUUGCAAUAGGCUGAGUUAGCUGCAGUUGAAAGUUGUAUAGCUACUCCGACGUAUAGCUGAGUAACGUAUGUGAUCAUGAGCAACCGAUGAAAAAUAAAUUUGGAUACCUGCUUUUCUGAAGCUAUCAUGUAUGCGGCAACCAUAUCAUUGAGAGUAAGCAACGAAUUUGAAAGAAUCAGAUGGCAUCUCUCUCUCUCUCUCUCUCUCUCUCUCUCUCUCUCUCAUGCUUUUGCAAGAAGUUAUCCGGUCAGGCUUGUACUCGCCUACUGCAUGUAUCGUCUCGCAAGUCUAUUGAUUUAAAGUUACAUUGUAUGGUUCCGCUUGGCAGCAAAUUGAGGGCUUCUCCGUGCCCAGUAUUUGUAAGCA